Molecule: messenger RNA, 3504 nt
Organism: Nymphaea colorata (pocket water lily)
Lineage: Eukaryota; Viridiplantae; Streptophyta; Magnoliopsida; Nymphaeales; Nymphaeaceae
Exons: 13
Coding region: 133-3411 (1092 amino acids)
Biological process (GO): regulation of telomere maintenance
Cellular component (GO): nucleus
Source: RefSeq, a predicted model, not a curated record
CUUUCCCGGCAGUAAGAGUCAGUGCCGACCCAUUUGCAUUCUCACUUGAUGCCCAGAGGGAGCUCCUAACCCUAGGUUUUGAUCCGUAUGUCCUUUUGGUAGAGGUUCCGUCCGGUUGAUUCCCCGGUGAGCAUGGAGCACCCUUGGAAUUUCCGGCCAGCUCAGGCUGGCCUUCCUCGGCCUCCGCCAUUUCCUCCGGCGAAUUCCGGCUUGGACUUCCGCCAUCCUCACCCGUUGCCUGGCUUUGAGAAUCCUCCGCAACCGGUCUUCCAGGGACCCUUCUUUGAUCCUCCAGGCCAUUUCCGCCACGAUGAUCGAUUGCUCGGUCCGCCGGGAUUCCAUCCUGGAGGUUCCGCGGCAAUGCGCGGCUUCGAGCACGGGCCGGGCGCCAUAGGAUUCGUUCGGCCGGAGUUUAGGGUUAACCCGGCGCAGGUAGAUGGUCACUUUCCAGAACAGAGGCGGUGGGAUAACCCUCAGGUCCGGGGCGGAAUAAGCGAUCCCUCGAGCUGGAAUUCUUUCCCGGGCCCAAAUCUUGAUAGGAGAAGCUUGAAUGAUGGGCAAGGAAACCAUUCCCCGUUUGGUGUCACCUCGGCACCGAGUGUCGAUCGGUGGAACGAGAAAAUGCAAACGGCCCGUGAGGGGUUUGACAAUCGCGUGGGCUAUACCGGGAAUUGGGGUUCUUUGGGAUAUGCUGGAACGUUUGGCGACGAUUGGGGGGCGCCUCUUGUUGGAAGAGGGUUUGAAGAACAGCGGUUGGUUGAGAAUGGAACUGUUCACAAGCGACCCAGGUUAGAAAACGGUCGCAUGGUCGAAUAUGAUGAAUAUGGCCAUCCAAGUUCGGCCAAUGCAGGUAAACGAUCGCGUGAAAAUGAAAGGAUAUCCAAUCUGAUUCGAGAUCAUGGCGGAUACAGUGGUCCCGUUGGCCAGGAAAAGCCGACAUCACAUUAUCCACUUGAUGGUUCUUUUGAUGCUACGUCGUUCCAAGGACGGCCUCAUUUACCUGAAGGUGCGCAAAAUCGGUGGUCAGGUGUUGAUCAGUUAAGAGAGUUGAGCAUGAAUGGGGCUCGCUCUGGCCUGGACAUGGAGCAUCAGAGGCGGUUUGGAAAUGAAUUCCCCGCUAUUUUGCAACCAGAGCUGGGUUCCCCUGUGCCGCAUGGAGUGGGUCUAUCGCAAUCUAACCUUGGAUCUGGAAAUUAUGGCUCUCAUGGAGCAGCCGGGAAUCCUCAGUCCAAUGACCACCCUGAACGAGGUAUAAUGCAAAACCAUGACCAUUAUCACCAUGGUCAAAUUUCUCAUGAUAGUGAUAAAUUGGCAUCUGGUGUAUACUCAAAGGACCGUGAGAACCACUUUUUGUCUCAGCAAAUGUUGCCACAAACUCUCAGUCCGCAACCCCUAACCCAAAUGCGUGUUGAUCCUUCUGGGCAUGCAAACCAGAGAAUGUUGGAUCAUACAGAUCAAAGUCAGGAGAAAGCAAUCAGUCAUCAAGAGCAGGCAAAUUCGAAUAAACAAGAUCAAUUUUUUCUACCACCAUCCAUACAAGGCUUCUCAAAGGUCGACCCUCAAAUGUCCCAGUUUGCAUCUGAUCAUGAUGGCUAUAGUUCUCGAGUGUAUAUGGCCUCCAAAAAUUCGCAGCUCCCAUUGUUAGAUAAUUCAUUUGGUACCAGGCACCCUACUCAGCAAUUAAGGGACGGACACAGAAAUUAUCAUACCGUGGAAACUGGAAAGCUGCAGCAUCCGCAAACUGUAAUUGGAACUCCAAAUGAAUCGCAUGGGCAACAAGAUAUGGCCUUACCUCUGGAGAACAGCCGGAGGAACUUUGGUCAGGGUAGACAUGAAAACUACUUUUUUCCAGAAAUGGGCCCAGCGUCUCACCUGAGAAAUCGUCCGCAGAUGUCUCAACCGCUGCUGGGGGCUCUUCCUUUGGCAGGGGAGUCACCAGCACCACCGUAUCCAUCCAGUCAUGAGAGCCAGAUUACUGCAGCACCUUUACCAGCUUUGAAAUAUCCGGGCCUUUCAAGCACGUCAUCUGUGUUGCCAUCUUCAGUGGCAAUUCCUGGUCAUGUCCUAUCGGAAGCUAGACCUUCUGCGCAAGGAUGCCAUGCUAGUUUGCCAACAAUUCCGUUCCCUCGGGAGGGACAAUCUCUGCAUGUCACAGAAGAAGUUCAGCCACUCUCUCUGAAGAAAUCUCCAGUAGCUAAGCCAAAGGUGGUUGAUGCAACUCAUUUGUUUAUGCUGCCUCAUCGGACAACUCGUCCUGAUCAUAUAGUUGUCAUACUUCGCGGUCUUCCUGGAAGUGGUAAAAGUUACUUGGUAAAGGCAUUACGUGAUUUAGAGGUUUCAAAUGGUGGCAAUGCACCACGAAUCCAUUCCAUGGAUGAUUACUUCAUGACUGAAGUUGAAAAGGAUGAGGAGAGCGAAAGUUCCAAAACUUCUGGAGCUGUCAAGGGGAAGCGGACCAUCACAAAGAAAGUAAUGGAGUACUGUUAUGAGCCAGAAAUGGAGGAGGCCUAUCGAGCAAGCAUGUUGAAAGCGUUUAAGAAGACACUAGAGGAUGGAAUUUUCAAGUUUGUGAUUGUGGAUGACCGCAAUCUGCGGGUAGCUGAUUUUGCUCAAUUUUGGGCAACUGCAAAGAGGUCGGGGUAUGAAGUUUACAUUCUUGAGGCGACUUACAGAGACAUUGCGGGAUGUGCGGCUAGGAAUGUGCAUGGCUUUACUUCUGAGGACAUUCAGAAAAUGGCAAAUAAAUGGGAACACACUCCACCUUUAUAUCUACAACUAAAUACCCAGUCACUAUUCCACGGCGAUGAUCUGAAUGACCGAGGGAUUGCAGAGGUGGAGAUGGAUAUGGAGGAAGUGGACUGCAGUAUGGAAGAACCCCUUUUGAAGAAUGAUGAGAAAUUUAUACAGAAUCCUGAUUCCCCAUCACCAGAUUAUGAAUAUGAAGGGCAUCAUUCUGGAAUUGGGCAGAGGUGGCAAGCUGAAAUUUCUGACUCGUUAAAAGAAGUUAAAGAAAUAGAGAAAAGUAAAUGGUCCAAGAAUAUGGAUGAGGUUGCUGAUGUGGUAAAACCACCUAAGAAUACGUCUCAGACUGCACUCUCUGGACUGAUACAGGCAUAUGGCAAGGGAGAUAAAUCUAUCCGUUGGGGUGAUAAUGAAGGACGGAGUGGCUUUGCUAUAGGAGUUGGAAAGAAGUCUAAGUCUCUGAUAAUUGGACCUGGAGCUGGUUACAAUUUGGACUCCAAUCCAUUACCUGAAGAAGAAACUGCAAGUGAGAGUGACCAUGGUAGUUCCGGGGAGUCAAAGAGGCGAACUAUGUUUCUUGAGCAUAUCCGUGCUGAGCAGGAGUCUUUCCGUGCCGUUUUCGAUAGAAGACGACAGCGCAUCGGUGGGCUUGAUGUGGAGGAUGAUUAGUAACUGAUUCUGUAUUAAGUUGAACAAUUUUGAUCAUCCAUCGUUGUCACUAUUGUAAUUUGUAUAUAUAGAAAAGGAAAAUGGUUUCAUUCA